Messenger RNA from Botrytis deweyae, 1355 nucleotides. RefSeq lists its product as uncharacterized. Gene Ontology annotation, cellular component: cytosolic large ribosomal subunit; ribosome. Gene Ontology annotation, biological process: translation. NCBI's taxonomy places the organism in Eukaryota, Fungi, Ascomycota, Leotiomycetes, Helotiales, Sclerotiniaceae. The record is from RefSeq and is a predicted model, not a curated record. The transcript is spliced from 4 exons. Gene Ontology annotation, molecular function: structural constituent of ribosome; RNA binding. Bases 194 to 1261 code for a protein of 355 amino acids.
UCGACCAAUCAAGAAACGUGCGCACUGGCUUGUUCCCUCUGGGGUGUAAUUCAAAAUGUCUUAGAUAAGCAAGAUUUACUUCGGAGAUCUUGUUGCCUGAUACGGAAAAAAUAAGGCACCUCUCGAGAUAUUUUUUGAUAUUGAUUGCUCUUGGGAGGGUUGAUCAAAAGAUCCCUCGAUAUACCCAAACGACAUGGCUUUGCGAGAAUUACCGUCGACUUUAUGUCGAUUCUCGAGGAGGGAAAUAAGAUCAACACCAAUAGCGAUAGGGAGGAAUUGUCGCAGAUAUGCCUCUGGAGAAGCUGUUGCCGCAAAAGAGAGUCCAGAAGAUUUCCAGGACCUCGAAUCGCAAUCUUCAUUUGCUUCAACAUCUGUACCAAAUGAAGUCAUUGAGACUUAUGACCCUGUAAAGAGGGCACAAGGGCGGAAGAGAGAACUUCCUUCCAGUCGAUACCAAUUUCGAUCACCGAGAUACUAUCGAGGUCCUCUUCAUCCUCAUCAACCUCCACCAAAAUCAGAUCCAUCCUCUCGAGAAUUCGUUCCGGGUCCAUUUGGUCCCAAUCGUCUCGAACAAACCUAUAAAUCAACCAUCUCCCACGACAUUAUGACCAUGGCAUACGUUCACAAACCACCUGGAACCGUCACAAUUCCUAAAGGCGAUCGUUUAAGAACAUGGGACGAUUCAUCACCAUAUCAUAAAGGCAGACCAAAGAGAGGUCCUCGUGGUGGAGAUGUUUUACGUCUCAUCGAACAAGACAUUACUUGGCGCAACAUUCCUAAGAUCGAAGAAGUCACUGUUCAUUCGAUGGUUAAGGGUGCACUUGGAGAUUCCGCAUACAUGCAUGUCGCUGGUAUUUUACUACAAUCAAUUACGGGCGUCAGACCGGAAAUUCACAAAUCAACACAUAACGUCGCACAAUUCGGUAUUCGAAAGGGCAUGCCAGUUUCUUUAACUUGUACUAUGAGAAAUAACGAUGCAUUGGAAUUCCUCGAUAAGUGUAUCAAUGUGGUAUUCCCAAAAAUUAAGGAUUGGCAAGGUGUAAAGGGCUCAACUGGAGAUGGAAGUGGAAACUUGUCAUUUGGUUUUAAUAGAGAAGGAACUAUUUUAUUCCCGGAAGUUCAGGUCAACUAUGAUAUGUAUCCACCUAGGUUGAUUCCUGGAUUCCACGUUACAGUCAAAACCACCGCAACAUCCGAUCGUCAUGCCAGACUUUUGCUUAGCGCUAUGGGUGUUCCUUUCUACGGAAAGUUAGUUGAUUAAAUUCGAUCUUUCACAAAUAAAGUGUAUAAGACGAUAUAAAUCAUGUGUAAAUAUAGCAUGUAACACAAAAUCAUCAUGUGCAGCACAUCUGACC